AUGGCGUGGGGCAUCGAUCGCGGACGCGAGCCUUGUAGUAGUAGUAGUACCUUCGCAGUAGUGGUUUUCAAAUCUCAAUUGACUGAUGCGGUGUCGCACAAUUGGCUUCCUGACAGCCGUUGCAGUUUGGUCUCGGAGAAGAUAUCGGUAUGGUUCUGUCUUAAAAAGCAUGCGUACGGAUAUGGAGACACGGACACGGCGAUACGCAUAAGGUGCUCAACGGCUGAAUUAAUUGAUCCUCUAGACCCAUGCCAUUGCAACUUGCAAAAUACAUCAAAUGCUAGUAUUAGUCUAUUAGAGAGUAGAGACUGGAGAAAACAUGCAACAGAGGAUGCAGGUGAUCAUAGAGCUGAUGAGCAGCAGAAGCAAGCUGCCGCUCAAGGGAACCAGGAAGAGGCCCCAGCUACUAGUAUAGGUAGUCAGGCAAUGGUGGCAACACCUUCCACAGAUUAUGUCACACCCUAUGGCCACCAGGAAGCUUGCCAUGCAAUGGGUCAAAUUGCUUACCCAACUGUCGAUCCAUUCUAUGGAAGCCUUUAUGCGGCCUAUGGUGGACAACCUAUGAUGCACCCACCAAUGGUCGGAAUGCAUGCAGCCGCAAUACCAUUGCCUACUGAUGCAAUUGAAGAGCCUGUGUAUGUGAACGCAAAGCAAUAUAAUGCCAUAUUAAGGCGGCGCCAAUCUCGGGCUAAAGCAGAGUCAGAAAGGAAGCUUAUCAAGGGCCGCAAGCCAUAUCUCCACGAGUCGCGGCAUCAACAUGCCUUGAAAAGGGCCAGGGGAGCUGGAGGUCGGUUUCUUAACGCAAAGUCAGACGACAAUGAAGAGCAUUCUGAUUCCAGCUCCAAAGACAAGCAGAAUGGCGUUGCACCCCGCAGCAGUGGCCAAUCCUCCCAAUCUCCCAAAGGUGCAACUUCAGCCGAUAAGUCGGGAAACCAUGAAUGA
Messenger RNA from Triticum turgidum subsp. durum (durum wheat), 942 nucleotides. The record is from the annotation of a GenBank genome assembly. Lineage: Eukaryota; Viridiplantae; Streptophyta; Magnoliopsida; Poales; Poaceae.